CACUUGAGUUAAAAAUUUAAGAAAAAAAUGGCAAAAGCUGUUGGAGCGGCGGCAAAACGACUUCAGCAAGAAAUAGCAGACUUGCGAAAACAAAAAACAGCUGGUUUUGUUGUUGAUGUUGACGAAAGCAACAUCUUCAAAUGGCAUGUGCGAAUCUUUGGACCCCCUGAAACGUUAUACGAGGGAGGCUAUUUCAAAGGUGUGAUGGAGUUCCCCCCUGACUAUCCUUUUUCGCCGCCUAAGUUUAAAUUUCUGACAAAGAUGUGGCAUCCCAAUAUUUACCACGAUUCUGGAGAAGUAUGUAUAUCGAUUUUACACUCACCAGUGCCAGACCAACAAAGUGGAGAAAAGGCAGAAGAAAGAUGGAGACCCACCCAAGAAGCCAGAACAAUAGUUCUCAGCGUUAUAUCUCUGUUUUCAUGUCCCAACACAUUUUCACCUGCAAAUGUAGAUGCAUCGGUAAUGUACCGGAAAUGGGCAAAUAAAGAGGACGAUAGAUACGUCAAAAUUAUUCGCAAGCAGGUCGAAAGCACAAAGAGAGACGCAGAACUAGACAAUGUGAAAAUUCCAUCGACUGUUGAAGAGUACUUGCAGGAAGAGCGAAGCACAAUUGUAAAAGAAGAGGAGUUAGAUUUCGACUUCGACGGAGGUUUAAGCGAUGAUUACGAUGAUGACGAUGAUAACUACAGUGGUUAUUCAGGAUCUGGAGCCUACAGCGACCAUUCUGAGGGCUCGAAUCCAGCCGGAAUGGACAUGGGAGAUUCCGGUAACGAGGAAGAGUCAAUUUCAGGAACACCCACCACUAAACCAGAAGCAAGAUUUCCGGCCUCGUUGACCCCCUCAACCAGUAGUGCUUUCCCUCCCUCUUCGCAAGUACCGAGCACCUCGAAAGGAAGCACCGAUUACUUCUAGCAAAAACUAUUAUUGACUCCCCUCUAUCUAACCCAACAGCAGUGCUUCACUUGACCUGUGCUUAUAUGUUUUAAGGGCACUUUUUUAAAUUCCCAAGUAGAAGAGUCAUUUGCAAUUAUGGUUUCCUAAGUGUUAAUGUAGUUAAUGGUUUCAUAAAAUUGAUCAUAAUUGUUUUGAUCACUGACUGCAGAAAGAAGAAUAAUUUUGAGUUUCUUGGGUACUUUUUUUAUUUCUUCUGGGGCCAUUAGACAGCGUUAUUAUCAUUGAGAAAAACUAGUAGUAAUGGCGAACUCAAAAAACAUGAUUUGUCCACGAACAAUUUGCCCGAAAUCCGGUUCUAGUUUACUUGUUUGGGCUCGUGACAAAACUAGUUUAGAUGAUUGGUCUCUCCUAUUUUCUAAAAAGAAGAGCCAGCACGGGAUUUGAACCUACUCCUUAGGGCUGGUUAUCCGAUUCGUAACCGCUAGACUAACUUGGCACGUUUCGGCAGCAAUACAGAGAAAUAAAAAUGCUCACUUAGAAUUAGCCACAUACUGUACCUCGGUUUUUAUUAGGGAUCACAGCCUUUUUGAGGGACCAAACAAGUAAACUAGUACCCGAAAUCCUUGAUCAUAGCCUUGUGUUAUAUGCAUCAUCCUUGGAACUCUUAUGCUGAAUUAUCUUCAACCUAAGAUCUCAAUCGAGUUUUGUUACAAUACUGCGAACAAAAUCCAAGAAAAGAUUUUUGACGAUUGAGGCUUAAGCUUGUUAAUCAAAGAAAAGAAAUUUAUAUGAGAUUCUGCGAACAUUGUAUUUAUCACAACAUAUUAUGCUCUUUUUUCAGUUAGAUCUAAUUUAGUAUAAUUUUAGCUUCUUUG
This is a messenger RNA of Symsagittifera roscoffensis, 1769 nucleotides long. Its product is annotated as ubiquitin-conjugating enzyme E2 R2-like. Gene Ontology annotation, biological process: ubiquitin-dependent protein catabolic process; protein polyubiquitination. Bases 28 to 912 code for a protein of 294 amino acids. Gene Ontology annotation, molecular function: ubiquitin conjugating enzyme activity. The record is from RefSeq and is a predicted model, not a curated record. Lineage: Eukaryota; Metazoa; Xenacoelomorpha; Acoela; Convolutidae. The transcript has a single exon.